Molecule: messenger RNA, 1743 nt
Organism: Rhinocladiella mackenziei CBS 650.93
Lineage: Eukaryota; Fungi; Ascomycota; Eurotiomycetes; Chaetothyriales; Herpotrichiellaceae
Exons: 7
Coding region: 1-1743 (580 amino acids)
Biological process (GO): protein K48-linked deubiquitination
Cellular component (GO): nucleus
Molecular function (GO): cysteine-type deubiquitinase activity; ubiquitin binding
Source: RefSeq, a predicted model, not a curated record
AUGGUUCAUAAAUCUUCACUAACCCUUCCAGGUUUCCCAGAUCUCGACCGGCUUCGACGAUAUCAAGAACCAGCCAGCCAGCCUCAGGAGAUGACACUUGGCCCAUAUUCACCACCUCACCACAGUCCUUACGGUUCCUAUCCGCCACAGCAAUUCCGGUCGCACUGGAAUUUGCAAUCACACUCGCAUUAUCCUCCUCCAUACGACCAUCUGAGCAGCAACAAAUCCAUCGAUCCCUACUUUCAUAACUACGGAUAUUUUACCCCGCCCGCCUCUCACCACACCAAUUCCACCAUGGCCACUCCAGAUGCAGAUGAAAUGGAGCAAUUCCAACGUCUAUCCGACCAGUACCAAGCGGACCUUCCAGGACCUUUAAUUGGAAACAAGAAGCCCUUGUCGGAUCUUGUCACCGAAUAUGCCCAGGCCGACCAGGCCUAUGUCGUGAAAACCACUGCCCUUGCAGUAACUCACACCGCAUAUCGCCCGAUCAAAGGUGAUGGACAGUGCGGAUGGCGUGGGGCCGUCUUCGGCUAUUUUGAGAUCCUUCUGAAAUCCGGAGAUCUUGGGUUGAUUGCCCAAGAGUUAGUCCGCCUUCAGAGCUUCGAGCAAACGAUGCGAGCAGUUGGCAUAGACUACGACAUCAUCAUUGACAUGUUCGACUAUACAUGGGAACUUUUCGAUGCCAUCAAGUCCGCCAUAGAGCGCGGAGACAAGAAUGAGGCUGUCUUAUUGGAAGCGUUGAAUGAUGAAAACAAAUCGAAUUCGAUUGUCUAUCAUUUCAAAAUGAUGACGAGCUCAUUCAUGCAACUCCAGUCGGACCGGUAUGAGGCAUUUCUGGAGAUGCCAGUCGCCCAGUAUUGUCUCACGAGAAUCGAUCCCGCGAACCAAGAGAUAGAUCACAUUGGCUUACAAGCGUUGACUGAUGCCGUCAUUGCUCCAGCAUACAUUGCCCUCGAGGUCUCGUACUUGGACAGAAGCACCGGCGAUGAAGUUACUCCGCAUCAGUUUGUCCUGAACUCUCAGGGGUGGCCGACCAUUCGACUGAUCUACCGACCGGGACAUUACGAUAUCAUCUAUAAAGAUGAUAAGCCCAUUCAGGUUUUCUUCCAGUCAAGUGCUCCGCAAUAUGUGGCGCCAUUAGGGAACGAGAUUUUCAAAGGCGACAUGGAAGCUUUGAAUCUACAAUCAUAUAUGUUCCCAAAUGCUAAUGUAAUGUCUUCUCAUUCUCUCGUUGGUCCAUCGCUGGGAUCAUCGAGUAACACAUUCCAGUCGCACCUCCAACGUCCACCUCCGAUGUCGUUUACCGACACAAACGCCACAGAGCAAUCUUAUUUUCCGCCGGUGUCAUCUCACACAGCAACGCUACCGCAGCAGCAACAGCAGGCGCCGCCGCCGCCACCACCACCACCACCACCACCAGCAGGAGUCAGAUCACAUUCGCUCCCAUACCGGACAUACUCAUCUCCGAUGAUUCAAACGCAUCCACAGAUGUCCCCUUCAUCUCAGUCUCCCAGUUCGCCGUCUCCCAUUACCACAAAGUCUGGCCUGCCGAAUCACAAGACAAAUGAGGCCAAGAUCCGGUACAAUGAAAACUGCUUCAAUUUCAACAUUCACCGCCACGAGAGUCUCCCCUUGGAUCCUGGAUCGUUUGGCAGUUCCGCUCUGAGCCAAGCGCAUUUUGCGAAUUCCGAUUUUCAACCUCAGAUGUGGAAUGCGGAAGAGGAGUAUGGCAAGCGCGAAUGA